AGAAAAUAUAGUGUCAGUGUGAUAAAAAUCUAGAGAGUUACGAUUAAACAAAAAUAGACAGAAAGAUACAAAGAGAAAGGGAAAAUGGAGAAAUGGCCAACAAACAAAGUUGGCGGUUAGAUUUCUUUACUCUGCAGUCCUUGUAUGAAGAACCAAAACUUUCAAAACAGUAGUCCAACAAAAUGAUACGUCAAUUUGAUACACUCUAGCUUCUGGCUCUUUAUUGCCGUCCCAAUAUUCUAUUAUUCUGUUGUUUUUACUUUAUCAAAAUUAAAAAUGGGUUCUUUCCCCCUUCUUAUUAUUAUAUCCACAUUCAAGAACUCCUCCCAUUUCACCUACCAAUUCUUAAUAUUGGAAAAUGAAGAGGUAUAGAAAUGGAGAAAUAUGGGAUUUUGAGCAAGAAAUGCAGCAGCUUUUAGGAGAUGGUUUUUGUGAAGAAAGAGAAGUGAUAUUGGGAUUGGAUGGAGAUACAACUUGUACUGUCUGUGUUUGUAUGCCUCUUCUCCCUUUUGCUGAUUCACUACCUGAUCCUCCUCCUAUUCUCUCACGUGCAGUUGCUGGCUGCUCCAAUCACAACAGUGUGGGAGAAACUGCCGCGAGGGAUGCUCUAGAGCUAGUGAUGGCUGAUGCUCUUUCAAAAGCAGGCUCAACACGUUUCUGUGUACAAGCUGUUUGUUUGGCUGUCUCCGGUGUCAACCAUCCAACAGAUGAGGAACGGAUACUUAACUGGCUUAGAGAGAUAUUUCCCAUCCAUGUCCAGUUCUUUGUUCAGAAUGAUGCUGUGGCAGCUCUUGCAAGUGGAACAAUGGGAAAGCUUCACGGGUGUGUCCUUAUUGCUGGUACAGGAACUAUUGCUUAUGGUUUUACUGAAGACGGGAGAGAUGCUCGAGCUGCUGGUGCUGGGCCUGUAUUAGGAGAUUGGGGAAGUGGAUAUGGUAUAGCUGCACAGGCAUUGACUGCUGCAGUUAGAGCCUAUGAUGGUCGUGGUCCAUACACUGCACUUACGCCAAGUAUUCUACGGAAGCUGGAUCUUUCUUCUCCUGACGAGCUUAUCGGGUGGACUUAUUCAGAUCCAUCUUGGGCUCGGAUUGCUGCUCUUGUUCCAGUCGUAGUGUCCUGUGCAGAGGGAGGUGAUGAAGUAGCAAAUAAGAUAUUGAGAAAUGCGGUUCAAGAAUUAGCUUCGAGUGUUAAAGCGGUUGUUAGAAGACUACACUUGUGUGGUGAAGACGGAAAUGAUCCUUUUCCUCUUGUUAUGGUUGGGGGUGUUCUUGAAGCCAACAAUAAAUGGGAUAUAGGAAGAGAAGUGAUUAACUGUAUACACAAAGACUUCCCCGGGGUUCAUCCAAUUUGUCCGAAGGUGGAACCUGCCAUUGGGGCUGCUUUGCUUGCUUGGAACUUUUUGGCUAGAUAUAGUCGAUGAGGGACCCUAAGAAGUGAGACAUAUUCUUCUUAAAAAGAGUUCAAUCAAUUGUACAGCAGCAAGGAUGAAUUGAAGGCCAUUUUCAACAUAUAAUCCACAAAGGAAGAAAAGUGAAUUUUGUUUGUUCAUUUUCUGUUAUAUAGGUUCUUCUUACUCUUGCUUAGGUUCACAUCCUCUCUUUUUGUUUUCCCUGUUAUUUGGUAUUAGUUAGUAAAUGUAACUUGCUUAUCGAGAUUAGUUAUGUUCUACCCCUAUUGACAAGGGUUAUGUUACCUCCUCCCCGAGGCGGACCCAAGAUUUGAAGCUGGUG
Molecule: messenger RNA, 1730 nt
Organism: Nicotiana tabacum (common tobacco)
Lineage: Eukaryota; Viridiplantae; Streptophyta; Magnoliopsida; Solanales; Solanaceae
Source: RefSeq, a predicted model, not a curated record